AUGCUAUCACCCGCUGACUCACCUGCCGCCAUUGCCGCCGCCGCCGCCAUCGGCCAGCUCGCCUCCGCCAACAACAAGGCCUUCCAGAUCGGAGUGGGGGAGGCGGGGGGCCUGACGAAGCUGCUGGGCAUGGCGCGAUCCGACAAUCCCAAGGCUGCCGCGGCGGCCGCCAAGGCGCUCGGGGGCGUUGUCAUGCGCAGCCGAGUCAUGCAGGAGUCCCUGCUGGACGCGGGGGGCGUGGAAGCUCUCGUGCAGCUGCUCGCCAGUUUCCCUACAACUACCACAGAAGCAGGCGCGGGCAAGACCGGGCAGCAGGAGCAUGCUGACUGCGAGGACAGCGCAGAGCGCCUGGGUCCAUCAAGGAGCGGCCCGGACACCAAGAUUCAGCUGCUGCGUGUCAGCCUGAACGCUCAAGACAGCUGGGAGAAGCAGGCAGCGGCCGCUGCCGCCCUGACCAGCUUCGUACAGGGAUUCGCUCCCGGGCCCGAGGAGGUCGCCCGAUUCCGCGGCAUUCCUAAAUUGGUGGACCUUCUCUGCAGCUCCAGUGAGACUGUCAAGGAACGCGCUGCAGAGGCGCUGCUGGCCGUUGUGGGCAAGGAUGCGGGCAGCCAGGCUGCCCUGCGCGAGUCCGGCGGCGUGCCAUCCGUCCUCUCACUCAUUCAAAGCUCCACCGGUGCCGGGCACAGCCGCGCGGCCGAACAUGCCGCGGCACUUUUGUACCGCCUCACCUUCUACCAGGCGGCGCAUGCGGAGCUGCAGGCGGCCGGCUGUAUCGAGGCGCUCGUGCCGUUGCUGCACAGCGGCGAAGCGCGACUCAAACGCCACGCCGUCUGGGCCGUCCAGAACCUGACAGAGCAGCCUGAUCAGGCGACGCUGUUAGAGCCUGCCGCCAUCGCUCUGUCCAACCUGGCAGCCGGCACCGAAGCCCACAAAGAGAGAAUCGUCGACGCGGGAGCGCUGCCUGUUUUGGUCAAGCUGCUCAGUCAUCAGGAGGAAGCUGCGGGGGCGCUGGGCAGCUUAGUAAGGGGCCACACGGCCAACCAGGAGGCAGUGCGUGCGGCCGGAGCCAUCGCACGGCUCAUCUCCCUCGUGACCACCUCCGCGCCAGCUGUCAGGGGCCAGGCAGCGUGGGCGCUGCAGGCGCUGACGGAAGGGAACGCAGCGUGCCAGGAGGACUUCCGGCAGUCCGGCGGCGUUGCCUCCCUCACCGGCCUCCUGCGAUUCCCCGAGCAGUGGAACUGGACCCCCGCAGUGGGAGCAGCCGAUACACUGGGGAGCAUGGCGGCCACCAGCAGGGAGGCAGAGAUGGCGAUCCAUGAGGCGGGCGGCACAGACAAGCUCAAGGAGCUGUGCUCGGCUGCCUCAGCGGCUCCCGCCGCUGUCAAGAAGGCUGCAGGACGCUGCCUGGCCAACAUGGGUCUGCAGCGACAGCAGCGCAGCAAGGAUCCUGUGCUGAUACGCGCUGCCACCAAGGUUCUCAACUUCAAGCUGAGGCUGAUGCGCCUGAAGCAAAUCCCCGAAUGA
Coccomyxa subellipsoidea C-169 is the source of this 1524-nucleotide messenger RNA. RefSeq lists its product as hypothetical. The coding region runs from base 1 to 1524 and encodes 507 amino acids. The record is from RefSeq and is a predicted model, not a curated record. Gene Ontology annotation, molecular function: protein binding. The transcript is spliced from 11 exons. Gene Ontology annotation, cellular component: nucleus; cytoplasm. Lineage: Eukaryota; Viridiplantae; Chlorophyta; Trebouxiophyceae; Coccomyxaceae.